AUGGACGACGGUCGCUGGGACAGGAUGGCGGAUAAGACGGUCGAGGAGCUGCAAAACCCGUACUCGGUCCUCGCCGAUCCCCUCAACACCAACCUCCUCAUCCAGUUCUACCACGCUGUCCGACACGCUCCUCCUCGCCUUUACGAUCUCCAGGCCGUGCUUCGCCAGCGUGUCCCCGCCAUCGACAACCUCUACGCGACCUGGCCGGACACACCACCGCUCUACCAUGUUACGCAACUCAUCCAGGGCAUCUCGCCUGCUCCACCGCCUCGACAAGCUCGUCACUCGGUCGAGCUCGGCCAGCUUUCCUGCCUCAAAGCGGACCCGCCUGCGAAUGUGCCGCCUCGCGACCCGACCGCUCCGUCAUGUCCGACGGUCGACUAUGUCGUCGAGCGGAGUGACUUCAUUGAAAGAGAGACAGGUCACACGAUGCACUUUGCGGAGGUCUUUCGAGUUUGCGUCAAGCCGAUGUUCGUCGCGCGUUCCCGGCGGCUCGGCCUUGCGGCGACCUCAAAGCCUACGGCGCGAUACUACUUCAUCGCACAGCUCAUCCAGGCGAUCGAACAGAUCUCACAGACGGUUCGGCACAGUGCUGAUACGGUCUCGAUCACGCUCUAUGGCGAGUACGCUCAAGCGUUCGGCGACAUCCGGCCUCGGCCUCGCAAGAUCAACCUCACGGACGUCCGUUGCGCCUCCUUCUACUUCAACUCUUACGUCUUCAUCACGUACCACCCGUCUGUCAUGAUGGCGUCACGGCACCCGGUGGUGCGCUCGCUCCUCCUCGGACGGGAGUGCGCUCAGGACAAGCUGUUUCGCGGCAUCAAUACGCCCUUCGACGUCCUGUACUUCCAGCGCGCCUUCCGCCUCGACAUCGAGGUCGACGAGCUGGACAACAUGGUGCAAGAGCUCAGUCUUGACCUGAACAACCUCCCCGAGACCCUCAACACCAUCUCUCGCGCUCUCUCGGACUACGUCGCAGUUCACGGGAACGGCAUGCGCGGCAAGCCCGGACCUUACCGUUACCGUGGCUUGCGAGGAUCCGGCGGAUCGUGCAGCUUGGCGGGCAAGCGGCAAACGGUCGUCUCUAAGGGUCUCGCCAAGUCCGAUACCCCGCUCGCCGACGUCCACGUCUUGUACCCGCUCGCGAUGGAUUCGACGGAAGAGAUGGUGGGCGCUCUGCAAGCAAACGGCUUCGAACUGGACGAUGUUGUCGAGCCCGACGAGAUCAAGCAAGUUUACCUGACCGCUCUUCCGUCGCUGCGGCUUCGUGCGGCAGUCGUCGCGCUGGGCGGGUCGUCGCUCAACGACCUUUUGCUCGACAACGUCCACGUUCAGCAGCCGACAAGCGCCUCUGAGCUGCUCAAGCUCUUCGAGAUGGGCUUGUCACACGACGACCUCGUCAAGCAACUUCUUGACGCACUUUCCAUGACCGACCAGGCGACAGCUUCGCCUCCGACGUUCUCGAUCGAGUUCGACGAUGUCUCGAUGCCGUCGAAGGAGGAGUCCCCGGUCGCCGACGGUCAACCUCCAGUUCCCGCAGACGCUCCUCUCCCUCCCAAGUCCCGUCUUCUGCAGUGUAUCGAUCGCCCAUGCGACGCAGCGGAAGAAGACCGUUCCGCCGUCCGCGCUCCGCCGGCGAUCCAGUCGACUCCGGCGCGCGACAAGGCUCCUCUCCCCCCUCCUCUCGCUCAAGACCCAGUCCCGUCUCCUUCUCCCACCCUUCCGUCACCGGUCCUUCGAAAAACCCAAUCGAAUGCACGGCUCGAUGUCCUGCUAUCACCCUUCCUCGACUUGCCGCCGUCUCCCUUCCUCAACCGACCGCCAUCUCCUUUCCUCGACCGUCCGCCGUCGCCCUUCCUCACUUCCGACAUUCCGGGCGCCAGGGCGGGUAACGAGUCGUCCUUCCUGGCGCCUCUGCGGUACGAUGAGGAUUUCGGGUCCGAGUCCUACGCCGAGCCCGACUCGCACUUCGAACUCGACGCAACGAUGUUCGACCCGCCUCCGUCCAGCCAGCCACUCGGCAACAAUGAGUAUGCUGCUCUCAAGCCUCACGACUUGAGCAGGAGCGCCGGCGUCGGACACGGCGGAGAGAUAGGGGAGGCUACUACUUCGUCAACUGGUCAGGUCUCGGUUGAGCGUGCGGUACGAACGGGCGCAGCGGGCGAUGAUGAGCUUAUGGAGGACUGGACGGACGGUUCUGGCGUGCGCGAGGAUGCUGCUGAGGAGGACAUGGCGGUGUCGUCCGGCGAAGAAGACUACCUCGCGUUCUCGUCCACCAAAGCGAGGUUGUCGUCGUCCCCCACGCCUGCCAAGUUGCUUCCGGCGUCGUCGGCGUCCGCCAAAGGCCGGUGGCUGUCCGCGGACACUACGCCGAGCAGUCGAUGGCCCUCGACCGCCGCUGGCUUUAGCUACCCGCCGCUUCCGCCCAUCACCGACCCUCGCAUGCCUGUCGCCUCCACCUCAUCGUCUCCAGCCGGCUUACAGCGCCAGCCGCACUCGCUCAAUGACAGCUACCUCCCUCCUCAGCACUGGUUCGCAUCAACCAGCGGACCUUACCCAUCGCGCGCCUCUCCCUCCGCUCCCCCGCCUCCCCUCGGUCCCCAACCAUACCCUACCACUCCGUCAUGGAGCAGCUAUUCGUCGCACUCCGCCUCGACCUUCACACCGUCUGCACACGUCAAUCCACUCCCUCCUCCUCCUCGGCCUCGUCAUCGUCUCCCGCACCCGCCACCCCCGCCGCCUCCGAUCAGCUCAGACCACCCAUGUCAUGCAUACGGCUCGCUAGCGCCUCCGUUGCUGCCGACCCGACCAAUCAUCCCCAUCGAACCUGAACCACUCGCACCAGGUCAGGUCACCAACUACCAAGGCGGCGGCGGCUAUACCGACUGCUCACUCCUGCGGGUUGUGAGCGACACUCAAGGCGACCCGACCCAGCUGUUGAACAUCCAGGCGCUGCAAAACCUGCUUCAGGAGGCUUGCGGUGAUCACUCGCACGACGUAAAAGUCGCCUUCAUCGCAGCCGCACCCUUCGACCCAUCCCGCUGGGUGAUCGUCAAGUUGAAGUUCCGCACAAAGGAGGGAUGGCUAGACUAUCACCGCAACCGCCGCGAGACCGCCGUCCUCAUUGUGCAGGAACACAACGACAAGCUCAUCAAGUCGUAUCGCCCAGCUCGUUAG
Messenger RNA from Rhodotorula toruloides NP11, 3177 nucleotides. RefSeq lists its product as uncharacterized. NCBI's taxonomy places the organism in Eukaryota, Fungi, Basidiomycota, Microbotryomycetes, Sporidiobolales, Sporidiobolaceae. The record is from RefSeq and is a predicted model, not a curated record. The transcript has 10 exons. The coding region runs from base 1 to 3177 and encodes 1058 amino acids.